Myxocyprinus asiaticus (Chinese sucker) is the source of this 778-nucleotide messenger RNA. Its product is annotated as V-type proton ATPase subunit e 2-like. Bases 101 to 346 code for a protein of 81 amino acids. The record is from RefSeq and is a predicted model, not a curated record. Lineage: Eukaryota; Metazoa; Chordata; Actinopteri; Cypriniformes; Catostomidae. Gene Ontology annotation, cellular component: proton-transporting V-type ATPase, V0 domain. The transcript has 4 exons. Gene Ontology annotation, molecular function: proton-transporting ATPase activity, rotational mechanism. Gene Ontology annotation, biological process: proton transmembrane transport.
GUGUGCACAGGAUUACCGAAGAAUCGAGCUAUCUGGAUUGAAUUAUAAAACUGUUUUCUUUAUACGUACAUUUUAUGUCCAUAAACGCAGUGCUGUCGCAAUGGUGUCUCACUCGCUGGCGUUACCCAUGAUCUGCUUCACCAUGCUGUGGGGUUUGGUGGGGGUCGUCGUCCCGUUUCUUGUCCCGAAAGGACCGAACAGAGGUGUCAUCAUAACUAGUUUGGUGCUGACCGCCGUUUGCUGCUAUUUAUUCUGGUUAAUAGCGAUACUGGCCCAAACAAACCCUCUGUUUGGACCUCAGCUGAAGAAUGAGACCAUAUGGUAUCUGCUAUACUUCUGGGAAUAGAUGCAGGUGUCACUUGCCAAGUUUGGUCCAUUCAUCACAAGCGUCAUUCUUAAAAUAAUUCCUUAUAAUCAUUCACACCCAAACAAUAAUGAAGUGAGGAGCAACCUCCUGCUUACCUACAUUCUAUUAGAUCUAGUGAAACUCCAUGGGAACAAUUCUAUAUGCAUCCUGGUGUUAAGAAAUAAGUUUUAACAUUAGACAUAAUUUCCAAUUACAAAAAGAGUCAUUUUACCUAUUGCUUAAAAUAUAUUUCACAAUGAACCAAUUAGAAUAUUCUGAAAAUACUAUGAAAUAUUGUCAUGAAUAGGCUAUUAGUAUAAAUAUGUACAAAGAAAUAUAAUAGUGAUAUUCUUGUGACUUGCAAAGCAUUAAAAGGACAGUUCACCCUCAUGCCAUCCCAGAUGUGUAUGACUUUCUUUCUUCUGCAGAACA